Molecule: messenger RNA, 1661 nt
Organism: Gastrolobium bilobum
Lineage: Eukaryota; Viridiplantae; Streptophyta; Magnoliopsida; Fabales; Fabaceae
Product: AT-hook motif nuclear-localized protein 1-like
Exons: 6
Coding region: 316-1347 (343 amino acids)
Molecular function (GO): minor groove of adenine-thymine-rich DNA binding
Source: RefSeq, a predicted model, not a curated record
GGUUCCUGUAUUUGAAACCAAGUACCCAUUUUUCAGAGAUGCUUCUCAACUCUGAACCCUGAGUGUUGUGAUUUCUUUUUCUUUCUUUCAUUUUUUUGUUUCUGUUAUUGAUUUUAUGCAUAGCUUAAGUCUCAAAUGGAUCUCUAUCUCUGCUGAUAUAGUGAAAAGGCUUCAUGUAAAUCCAAAGUUUGCGUCUUUUCUGCACCUUCUUUCUCAUUUAUGAGAUCCUUUGAUGGGUUUUCACUUUGCCUUUCUAUCAUGCUGAAGAAGGUAUUGGUUUGGUAGUAUAGACUGGGGAGUGAAUUCAAUAUAUGCAUGGAAGCAAGAGAAGGUAUGAGUUCUGGGGUUACAGUGAUAGGGGCAGAAGCUCCAUCAGCUUAUCAUGUUGCACCAAGGAGUGAAGCUCCAAACCAGGUUCAUGUACCUGAAGCAGCAGCAGCUGCAGCUGUUGGUGUCUCACCAGUGAGUGUGGGGUUGGAUGGAACAGCAGUUAAGAAGAAACGCGGUAGACCAAGGAAAUAUGGGCCUGAUGGGUCUGUGACUAUGGCAUUGUCACCGUUGCCAAUCUCAUCUUCAGCUCCACCUUCUAAUGACUUUUCAACCGGGAAGCGGGGUAAGCCGCGGGGGAUGGAAUACAAGCAGUCAAAAAAAGUUGGGUUGGAUCAUCAUAAUCUAGGUGACUUGACUGCAUGCUCUGAUGGUACAAACUUUAUGCCGCAUAUCAUCACUGUCAAUGCUGGCGAGGACAUUACAAUGAAGGUGAUAUCCUUUUCUCAACAAGGACCCCGAGCUAUAUGCAUCUUAUCUGCUAAUGGUGUAAUAUCAAAUGUUACACUUCGACAGCCUGAUUCUUCUGGGGGUACUUUGACCUAUGAGGGCCGUUUUGAGAUACUUUCCUUGUCUGGAUCAUUCAUGCCUACUGACAACCAAGGAACAAGAAGCAGGACAGGUGGGAUGAGUGUCUCGUUGGCAAGCCCUGAUGGUCGUGUUGUUGGUGGUGGAGUUGCUGGUCUUCUUGUAGCUGCCAGUCCUGUGCAGGUGGUGGUGGGAAGUUUUCUACCAAGCAGCCAGCAAGAUCUGAAACCAAAGAAGCCCAAGUCUGAUUAUGCAGCAGCCAAUGUUAAUCCAGCCAUUGCCAUGGGAGUAUCUUCUGCACCACCACCCCCAACUAAUGCUGAAAAAGAGGAUGUAAUGGGUGGACAUGUACUGCACAAUUCAGGAAAUACCCUUAACUCAAGCCUUACUCCUCCAAAUGCCUUUAGAAGAGAUAACUGGGUCAACAUGCACUCUAUGUCAGAUUCAAGAAAGUCAGCAACUGAUAUUAACAUAUCUUUGCCUGAUAGUUAAGUUGAUGAAUGAUCAACCUGCAAAAGCAAUCAUCUAUCCUCAAGGUCUUGCUGACAACAUUAAUGACUAAGCCUGUUUAUUUGAUGUUUGCAGUGUUCUCUAUUAUCUAUGAUUGUUUCAAACCUGUUGUCUGAUGAUGUCUAUCACUAUAGGAUGUAGUUCCCCACUUCACUUGCAGCUUAAUUAGGUAGAGUAUCUGAUUUAUCGGCUGAUUAGGUAGAUGCUGCACUUGUGAUGCAUUAUGAGUAGGCUAAUUUGGAUGUAAUGAGAACUUGUUUGCCUAUUUAUUUAUGACUGAAUUUGUUGAAGCUUUU